GUUCAUCCUGAUGCGGGGAUUUCGCCCGGACUGACUUUGGGAGAUGGGAGUACUUAGCAUUUCAGACCAGGCCCCACUGGUCCAAGCAAUAUUUAGCCGAAAUGCAGACGAAGUUCGGGUGCUUUUGCAGCGGAGAGAAGUAGUCACCGCGCUGGACCCAGAAUGUCGUACUCCGUUACAUGCUGCUGCCUGGCUGGGUGAUGUUCAUAUCAUGGACAUGCUUAUUGCUGCAGGUGCAAAUGUCAAUGCCAAGGACAAAGCCUGGCUAACACCACUACACAGAGCCACUGCCUCCAGGAACGAGAGGGCCGUGCGGCUCCUGCUCCAGAUGGGGGCGGAUGUGAUGGUGAGAGAUAAGCUAUGGCAGACAGCGUUGCAUAUUGCCGCGGCUAACCAGGCUACGCGCUGUGCAGAGGUCCUGUUGGCUCAGAACAGCAGUCUGAACACAGCCGACCGUACGGGCCGAACCGCCCUACACCACGCUGCUCAAUGUGGACACCAGGAGAUGGUGAAAUUGCUGCUGAACAGAGGAGCUACACUUAGUGCCAGUGAUAAGAAGGAGAGACAGCCAAUCCAUUGGGCUGCCUAUCUGGGACAUGUGGAGGUAGUGAAACUGCUGGUGUCUCAGGGCGCAGACAGAAACUGUAAGGACAAGCGAGGUUAUACCCCUCUGCACGUUGCUGCUGCCAGCGGCCACGUGGAGGUGGUGAAAUGCCUGCUGAGGCACGGAGCUGAGAUUGACGAGCUGAAUGCCUUUGGUAACACAGCGCUACAUGUGGCCUGUUACAUGGGGCAGGAAGCUGUGGCCAAUGAGCUGGUGAAUCAUGGGGCCAAUGUCAACCAGCCCAACUACAGAGGCUACACACCACUACACCUGUCUGCUGUCUCCACCAAUGGAGCCCUCUGCUUGGAGCUUCUCGUCAACAACGGAGCUGAUGUCAACAUGCAGAGUAAAGAAGGGAAGAGCCCCCUGCACAUGGCGGCCAUUCACGGACGCUUCACUCGCUCUCAGAUCCUCAUCCAGAAUGGUGCAGAGAUUGAUUGUGUGGACACAUAUGGAAAUACCCCUCUUCAUGUAGCUGGUACAUUUGGUCAUGAACUCCUCAUUAGCACCUUAAUGACAAAUGGGGCUGACACUGCCAGGCAAGGAAUCCAUGGGAUGUUCCCCCUGCACUUAGCUGUGCUCUACGGGUAUUCAGACUGCUGCCGCAAGCUCCUGUCCUCAGGUCAGCUGUAUAGCAUAGUGUUGACUAUGAGGAAAGAGCACGUUCUGUGGGCUGGCUUUGACAUAAACACUCCAGACAAGUUUGGGAGGACAUGUCUACAUGCUGCUGCCUCUGGAGGAAACAUUGAGUGUCUUAACUUGCUCUUAAGCAGUGGAGCUGACAUGGAGAAGAAGGACAAGUUUGGAAGGACUCCGCUGCACUAUGCAGGUGCCAAUGGCUGGUACCAGUGUGUGAUGACUCUGGUUGCGGCAGGGGCAGAGGUCAAUGUGCCAGACUACACUGGCUGUACACCCCUCCACUACUCUGCAGCAUCCACUGUUUUCUGCAGACUGGAUAGAUCAGCUGUCAGCUCUGGCCAGAAUCAGGGAGAAGGGCCCAGUGACUCUUUCAGGUGUGUGGAAUACCUGUUGGAGAGUGGUGCUGACCCGUCUGUGUCUAACUCUAAUGGGUACAGUGCCCUUCACUACGCAGCUGCCCAUGGCAACAGGCAGAUCCUGCAGCUGCUCUUGCAGAUGUGUUUGAACAAAGGGAGAGACCUGGAGAGCCACAGUUCCGUCAGUCCACUGCACUUAGCAGCGGAGGCAGGUCAUUGGGAGUGUGUGUGUGUACUGGCUGAGUCAGGGCUGAAUGUAAAUGUGUGUGACAGCGCGGGUCGUUCGGUUCUGUAUGUGGCAUGCCAGAGGGGUCGUUCCCGCUGUGUGGAACUGCUGCUCCAUCACAGAGCGUCCUGCCUGCUCACCCAACCACACUACAGCUGGAGCCCUCUCCACGUCGCCGCUGCCAGUGGCCAUGCAGACUGUGUGCGGAUUCUGCUACUGAGUGUGGAGAAGGCUGACUUCCUUAACAUGACAGACACACAGGGACAAACUCCUCUGAUGCUGGCGGUGCUGGGAGGACACUCCGAGUGUGUAAAGUUGCUCCUGGAGAGAGGGGCCUUGCCUAACAUCACAGACAGGAAAGGAAGAACCGCUUUACAUAGGGGGGCUGUGAUGGGUCGGGAGGACUGUGUGGCCUUCCUGCUCGCCCAUAAUGCAUCGGCGCUGAUUAGGGACAUCCAUGGGCACACCGCUCUUCACCUGGCAGCCUCCUGUGGUCACACGGCCAUCCUCUCCAAUCUGCUGUGCGGCACUAACAAGCAGGACCAGCAGGACCCUCUGACAGACCUCUGGGGGUACACCCCCACACACUGGGCUGCCUAUCAUGGUCAUGAGGAGUGUUUGGAAGUUGCUCUUGAGUUGAGACCAGGCAGUAUCCAAGAGGGAAAUCUCUUCAGCCCACUGCACUGUGCUCUAAUCAAUGGGCAUAGUGGUUGUGCGGAAUUGCUACUGGCCACAGCCAGCACACCCAUAGUGAAUGUCAGUGACGCCAAAGGAAGAACCCCGCUCCAUGCAGCUGCCUUUGCUGAGAAUGUGACUGGGCUGCAGCUGGUUCUGUGUCACGGAGCGGACAUCAACGCUGUCGACUGCUCAGGGUGCUCCGCGCUCAUGGUUGCAGCCAACAAUGGCCGAAGUGCUGCCGUCGCCGUGCUGCUGCACAGAGCGAAAGCUGACCUGUCUCUACUGGACCAAAACAAGAAUACUGCCCUACACCUGGCCUGCAGCAAGGCUCAUGAGAUGUGCGCCAUGCUGAUCCUGAGAGAGAUUCACAACCCUGUCCUCAUCAACGCAACAAACAGUAUGCUUCAAAUGCCCCUCCACAUCGCAGCUCGUAAUGGUUUGGCCACUGUGGUCCAGGCAUUGCUGAGUCGGGGGGCUACUGUACUGGGUGUAGAUGAAGAAGGCCACACACCUGCACUGGCCUGCGCCUCCAACAAGGCCGUGGCUGACUGUCUGGCCCUCAUUCUCUCCACCAUGAAGCCUUCCUCCUCCUCCUCCUCCUUUUCCUCCUCUCCAAGCCUGAACCUGCUCAAGCACUGUGGCAUCACCGCUGCUCGCCCUCCGAUGCCCGGCGGACGCCUCCGCAAUGGUUACAGCAAAGAUCACCAUGGCACCACUGUUGGCCUGGACGGCUGCCUGACCGAGUGAGCCGUUGGGAUUCCACUCAGAAGCACCAUACACACACACACACACACACACACACAUAUCCGUGUGUGCGUGCGUUCAGUUCAGUCAAUACUUGA
Chanos chanos (milkfish) is the source of this 3345-nucleotide messenger RNA. It is a transcript of the gene ankrd52a, whose product is annotated as ankyrin repeat domain 52a. The record is from RefSeq and is a predicted model, not a curated record. NCBI's taxonomy places the organism in Eukaryota, Metazoa, Chordata, Actinopteri, Gonorynchiformes, Chanidae. Bases 44 to 3250 code for a protein of 1068 amino acids. Gene Ontology annotation, molecular function: protein binding. The transcript is spliced from 28 exons.